Molecule: messenger RNA, 5110 nt
Organism: Sciurus carolinensis (gray squirrel)
Lineage: Eukaryota; Metazoa; Chordata; Mammalia; Rodentia; Sciuridae
Gene: Tlr3
Product: toll like receptor 3
Biological process (GO): immune response; inflammatory response; toll-like receptor signaling pathway
Cellular component (GO): membrane
Molecular function (GO): protein binding; transmembrane signaling receptor activity
Source: RefSeq, a predicted model, not a curated record
UGAUUUUAGCACUCAUUUGUCUUUCUUUGAUCCGGUGCUUGAAAUCGUGUCAGAACCAUUCAACAAGGAAAAUGGAAGAAAUGGAAUGAGACAGGACUUUGUGUGUGUGUGUGUGUGAAUGGUCACCAUCCUGAAAUUUCACAAGGUUCUUUCCAUGUAUUUUCAUGCAUCCUGCUUAUCACUUGUGAGAAGUAAAUGCUUAAAGUCAACGAAGAUAAAAGAAUAAGUUUAUGAAGGUGACCAUGAGAAUUUAAAAUAGAAACUGUCAAGAGAGGUUACCUUGGAAGAUUGCAACUGGGUGGAGAACCAUGAGACUGCAUUUACCUUAUCAUAUUUACUUCUUUUGGGGACUAUGGCCUCAUUGGAUUCUGUAUACACUCCUCACCAACAAAUGCACUGUGAGACAUGAAGAAGCUGACUGCAGUCAUCUAAAGUUGGACUGAAAUACCUGACGGAUCAUCCCAACAAACAUAACCACUGAAUCUUUCCCAUAACAACUCAGAAGAUUGCCCCCUGCCAAUUUUACAAGAUAUAGCCAACUUGCAAUCUUGGAUGGAGGAUUUAAUUCCAUUUCAAAACUGGAGCCAGAAUUGUGCCAAAAUCUCCCUUUCCUGAAAAUUUUGAACCUCCAAACAAUGACGCUAUCUCACCUUUCUGAUACAACCUUGGCCUUCUGCUUGAAUUUGACGGAGCUCCAUCUAAUGUCAACUCAAUCCAGAAAAUUCAAAACAACCCUUUUUAAAAACCAGAAGAAUUUGAUCAAAUUAGACCUGUCCCAUAAUGGUUUAUCAUCUACAAAAUUAGGAACCCAACUCCAACUGGAAAAUCUCCAAGAGCUUCUAUUAUCAAAUAAUAAAAUCCAUGCACUAAGAAGUGAAGAACUUGAUUUCCUUGGCAAUUCUUCUUUACAAAAAUUAGAGUUGUCAUCAAAUCAAAUUAAAGAGUUCUCUCCAGGUUGUUUUCAUGCAAUUGGAAAACUGUUUGGCCUCUUUUUGAACAAUGUCCCGGGCUCCAGUCUCACAGAAAAGCUGUGUUUAGAAUUAUCAAGCACCAGUAUCCAGAAUCUCUCUUUGAGUAACACCCAGCUGUACAGAACCAGCAACACGACUUUCUCUGGACUCAGACGGACAAAUCUCACCAUGCUCGAUCUUUCCCGCAACAACUUAAAUGUGAUCGGUAACAAUUCCUUUGUUUGGCUUCCACAUCUGAAAUAUUUCUUCCUGGAGUAUAAUAAUAUACAGCAUUUGUCUUCUUUCCUUUAUGGACUUUCCAAUGUGAGAUACCUGAAUUUGAAGAGAUCCUUUAACAAACAAGGUAUUUCCCUUGCUUCACUUCCCCAGAUUGAUGACUUUUCCUUUCAGUGGCUAGAAUGUUUGGAGUUCCUUACCAUGGAAGAUAACAAUCUUCCCGGCAUCAAAAACAAUAUGUUCACGGGAUUGGUAAAUCUGAAAUACUUAAUUCUAUCCAACUCGUUCACAAGUUUGCAGACCCUAACAAAUGAAACAUUUUUAUCACUUGCUCAUUCUCCUUUACUCUUAUUCAACUUAACCAAAAACAUCUCAAAAAUCGAGAGUGGUGCGUUCUCUUGGUUGGGCCACCUAAAGGUGCUUGACCUGGGCCUUAAUGAAAUUGGGCAAGAACUCACAGGCCAAGAAUGGAGAGGUCUAGAAAAUAUUUAUGAAAUCUACCUUUCCUACAACAAAUACCUACAAUUGACUAGCAACUCCUUUGCGUUGGUUCCGAGCCUUCGUCAACUCAUGCUUCGGAGGGUAGCCCUGAAAAAUCUGGACAGCUCCCCUUCGCCUUUCAGCCCUCUUCAUAACUUGACCAUUCUGGAUCUAAGCAACAACAAUAUAGCCAAUAUAAACGACGAACUGUUGAAGGGUCUUGAGAGACUAGAAAUUCUGGAUUUGCAGCAUAACAAUUUAGCACGAUUGUGGAAACAUGCAAACCCUGGUGGUCCUGAUUUUCUGAAGGGUCUUUCUCACCUCCACAUCCUGAACUUAGAGUCUAAUGGCUUUGACGAAAUCCCAGUCAAGGUGUUCAAGGACUUAUUCGAACUCAAAAGCAUCAAUUUAGGACUGAAUAAUUUAAAUGUACUUCCACCCUCUGUCUUUGAUGACCAGGUGUCUCUCAAGUCCCUGAACCUUCAGAAGAACCUCAUAACAUCAGUUGAAAAGAAUGUGUUUGGGCCAGUUUUUAAGAACCUGAGUAACUUAGAUAUGAGCUUUAACCCAUUUGAUUGUACCUGUGAAAGUAUUGCCUGGUUUGUUAAUUGGAUUAAUCAGACCCAUACUAACAUCUCUGAGCUAUCAAGUCAUUACCUCUGCAACACUCCACCUCAAUAUCGUGGAUUCCCAGUGAUGCUUUUUGAUACGUCAUCAUGCAAAGAUAGUGCUCCCUUUCAACUCCUGUUCAUGAUCAAUACCAGCUUGAUAUUGAUUUUUACCUUUAUUGUACUGCUCAUCCAAUUUGAGGGUUGGAGGAUAUCAUUUUAUUGGAAUGUUUCAGUACACCGAGUUCUUGGUUUCAAGGAAAUAGAUGGACAAGCAGAGAAGUUUGAAUAUACAGCAUAUAUAAUUCAUGCCCAUAAAGAUAGAGAUUGGGUCUGGGAACACUUCUCCUUGAUGGAAGAAAAAGACCAAUCUCUCAAAUUUUGUCUGGAAGAAAGGGACUUUGAGGCAGGUGUCCUUGGACUUGAAGCAAUUGUUAAUAGUGUCAAAAGGAGCAGAAAAAUUAUUUUUGUUAUAACGCAGCAUCUAUUAAAAGAUCCAUUAUGCAAAAGAUUCAAGGUGCACCAUGCAGUUCAGCAAGCAAUUGAACAAAAUCUGGAUUCAAUUAUAUUGAUUUUUCUUGAGGAGAUCCCAGAUUAUAAACUAAAUCACGCACUCUGUUUGCGAAGAGGAAUGUUUAAAUCUCACUGCAUCUUGAACUGGCCAGUUCAGAAAGAACGGAUAAAUGCCUUCCAUCAUAAAUUGCAAGUAGCACUUGGAUCCCGAAAUUCAGUGCAUUAAAUUUAUUUAGAGACUAAAUUAUCUAAGGGAUAGUUUUUCAAUUUAAAAAGGAUCAUGGUAAAUUUAAGUUUUACUUGAAAGUAAUCUGGUUUUCAUAUGUACGGGUAAUGGUGUUACAUUUCAGUUCUAGCUCCUCCAUGGAAAUGUAUUUCCCGGUUUCAGGUCUUAUGUUGACAACUGAUUGAUCUAACCCAAAUAAAUAUCUAAUAAGAACCUUCCCUACAAACCAAUGCAUAGUUGAUCAUUGAGACCCAUCACAACUUGAAGUCAUUUAAAAAUAAUCCUCAUUUUUAGAAAGUUAAAGUUACAUGCGAUUUUGGAAUAAUUAUUGUUGGAUGUACUUUGAAAGAUAUUUGCUCUAAUGGACAUCAGGCUAUUUCAGUUGCAGAGGUGUGAAAGUUUAGAAGAGCUUAGUUAUAUUGUUUUUUCAGUUCAACUUUGUAUUUUAGUAUCCCCCUGUUGCUUUGUUCAAUGUGAAAAACCCUUUUAAUUUGCAUAGCAGGGGCAGAAAUCCUUUUCAAUUGAGUUUGGGUUAUUCAUGAAAUAAAUAUUGCAAGAAAUAGUUGCUUAUAUUUUCCCAAUACUUUGUUUCUGCUCCAGGAGAGUAGAAACAAUACUACUACUUAAAAUAUUGUAGAAAGGUUUACUCCCUAAAGGUUAGUCAGUAAGUAGAUUGACCUUGUGGAAACGAAAAUUCUCUUCCCUGGUCACAGGCUCAAGAGAUGGUACUGGUCAAAUCGUUUGGUUCUGCUGGGAUUCUUUGAUUCCCAAUCUUAAAAAUUAUGAUGAUAAACAAGAAGUUAAGUGAUGAUGAGCAUGAUAUAAUAUAUUUACAUGGGAUGUUUUAUUGUACCAUAAGAUAAUAUGCUAUAUGUAAGUUAGUCCCUAACUAUCUAUAAAGAGUAUUAUUUUGUUUUAUUUUUGUUUCAUGAUAAAACAAAAACUCUAGGCUUGUUUUACAAAUAAGAGUCCAAUUGUUAGAAAUAGAUGUGAAAAGUGUUUUGGAAUAUUCAUAGUUCUGGUUAUUCAAAUAUAGGAAAGAAUUGAAGUUAAAAUGCUACUUUCUGCACUUGAAGUGCUCAUUUGUCUGUUGAAUUUAGGAAGCAUAUGAGCUAUCACAUUUUAAUUUGAAUACUUUAGUAUUCUCAUGGCUAAAUUCAUAUGAACUUGGAAUAAAUAAGAUCCAUAUUACCACUGGUUCUGAGAGUGUGCACUGUGAGCAUAUGGAGGAAUGAUUUUUACUUUCACAUUAUUUGCCAGCCUAACACUCAGACACUUGUUUUAUAGCAUUUUAGAUAAGAUUUGUUUUUAACUGAUAUAAUCCUGUUUUAUUUUGACAUCAUAAGAUCAAAAUUACAAUUCCUUGUUUUCUUGAUACACUUUGUAUGUUAUCUACCAAAAUUCAUAAUUCUCCAUUAAAAUAUUUCUAAAUAAAUUAUUUGUUGAUUUGUGAAGAGCAGGGCAGGAAAUAAUUUUGCUUUAUAUUUUGUGUACUUCAAGUACAGUUGAUCAAAUGGCACAACUUAAAUUGACUUCAAAUGCAAUUUUUUAUAAAGUUGCUUUAAUAUUUAAAAGGUUAAGAUAUCCAAAGAAUGACUUGUUUAAAUGAAUACAGAUAAAACUAACAAAAGGUGUAAACCUGACUUGUAUUUGGCCCACACAGGAAGCAACGUUUCUAAACUUCUCUAGGAUGCCUUUUAUAAUUGUUCUCCGGGGGAGUCCUUGUCCCCUGGGUUCAAGACAAGGGGAUUGCAGAAAAAGAUGUUUAUUGACCUUCUGUUUACUUGCCACAAGUGACUUGCCUUGUUUGAAGAAUCCAGGGUGCCACCAUGUAAUCUGAUUACUCCAAGGCCUUCCUAUUUUUUCCUGUGUAAAAGGAAACCGAACUGGGUCAGCCUUGAGUUUAAAAUAAAUCUCAGUAUUUAAAUUUUACCUAAAAAUGAUACCUUUCAGAUUGUGAUAAAUCGUUGUAAAAGGAACACCACAAUAAAUGAUGGUAACCAUUAGAAUGUAAAGAUACUUCGAACCAAGGUGUACUUCUGGCAAUGUAUAGGGACAAAACAGAUUGGUGGUUGAGUGGGCCUGGGCACAGGUAU